This is a messenger RNA of Photinus pyralis (common eastern firefly), 1480 nucleotides long. RefSeq lists its product as uncharacterized. The coding region runs from base 61 to 1452 and encodes 463 amino acids. The record is from RefSeq and is a predicted model, not a curated record. NCBI's taxonomy places the organism in Eukaryota, Metazoa, Arthropoda, Insecta, Coleoptera, Lampyridae. The transcript has 3 exons.
CAACUGAUAUAAUCAGGGACCUUUGCAUUAUGCGAUAUUAAAUUUGCGGUCAGUGUCACAAUGAGUGUGUUCGCCUUUGCGUUUCUUGUGGUGCUCGUUAUUCAGGCUUCCAGUGUGGAGAUCAAGCAGAUCGUUGCACAAAUUGAAAAUACUCAAAAUAAGCUUCAUUUGUACAACUCCACUGUGCAAGUUUUGAGUGCGAUUAAAGAAAAUUUGAUUUUCAAUCUUCAAUGGCAUGACGGCCUUAACUUAAGAGAACUGAAAAAUAUUUAUGAAUGUUACAAGAGCGAAUAUGAGGAGGUCAUAGGAUCUGAUCUAGGACAUUAUUCGCCUUUGUCCGCUAGCACUGCUGCAAUUGAAGUACUACCACAUCCAACACCUGGUGAAGAAUGGCGUAUUCAACACGAGCUGGCUUACAAUACGUGGCAGAAACUAGUUGCAAGCUUUGAUCUAAAUAACAAGCUAGCUCAAAAGGUAAUAUCGUGGCAAACGAUGCAGGAAUUACGGGAUCUUCCAAACUUAAAUACGGCCACUCUUCAAUUGGAAGACCUUCGGAUGAUCGUCAACGGUGAGUCGCCUAAAAAACUUGCCGAUGAACUUGUGGCCGCUCUUCGCAUAGCCAAGCGAUACCCUCGAAUCGGCGCAUUUCUCCAAGCUGUUGAUACAUUCGCCCAUUUCAUCCAGACCCGCCUACAGCACACCCCUAGUCACGCAUCUCUCCUGGCCGAAAUCUCAACCACGUUACUCAAAGUAAUAUCCGUAAGAACGCCGAAUUUCGACGAAUGUAUAGACGCAACAGCCGAAGCAGUCCAAAAACUAGCAAUCUUAGCCCAAGGCGAGCUCGAAGAAACCCCCCAAUCCGCUCACGUCGAAUUAUUCAUGGGAGGAUUCAGCAAUCUUCUUGUCAUCUCCCGCAAUCUUUUAACUGGCUCGAAGACAUCCCACCUCGACUUUACGCUUGAUACUCUCACGCACACAAUCGAGGCCAUCUUUCCGGGGAAAACACUGGUAAAGCAAGCGCUGGCAAUUGAAGCUCUCUUUCUUAAGCGAAAUUUGCUAAUGUUUCACCACCAUGCAAACUUCAGUUGCCUGAGGGACCUACACACUUUUAGGACAACACAAACUCGCCAGUUGAUCUCGGAAAUUUCCGCAGAAGUGCGACGCGCCGCAUUUGCGGUGGAGGAAGAGAACCUCCUCCCAUUACUACAAGCGUUAGCUGUAAGAAUGCAAAAUAUUUUUCGGAUGAGUCACGAGGACAACUUGCAAGUUUUAUUUCUGCACACAUGCUCAACGUGUACGGGGAUUGAAUUCAUCGAAUUGGCACAAAAGUUGGUCAUUGAUUCGUAUAGCUCUCCCGCUAAAGGCAAGUCUGCAAUGGCACUAUUAAGGAGGACGCUUGGUGAAGUACAAGAGACGUGUCUCACACAACUUUGGCUUAAUGAAAUUGCAUAAGGAUGUUAAUAAAAUUAUGAAAUCCAAA